AUGGAUAGUCUAGUACCCCCGUACAAUAAAUUGAAUUUUGACAUUUCAAGACCUGAUAUAAGUGGAAAUACACUCCACUAUACAUUUUUUCAGUAUCCGGAUUCAUCCAUUUCCAAAUUGCGCAACGUUUUCGCCCAUAAUCCUCAACAAAAUUUCACCAAUCAGCCAUUUUAUCCCCCAAAACACAACGACACUCCGCACACUGAACAAAAUGGAUCGCAAUUUAUCCAUUCCAAUAGCAAUACAUCUAAUAAUUUAGAAUCAAAUGAUGUGGAUAAUAAUGCUAGUGCCAGUGCAUGCGAUAAAAGAAGUUUCCCGCACGAUGAUCGUUAUUCAUCUUCAAAUUAUAACGAAUAUCCUGGAAUUCUUUCCUCAAUACAAGAUAUAGCAGAUCUAUUUGACCUGGAUAACUAUCACAUAUACCAUGGUAUAGAUAAUAUAUCGUAUCUCACAUAUUCCACUGACGCCAACAGGACAGGAAUUGACUCAAAACUUGAGUUCAUUUAUGAAGUGUUAAAUUCUAAUGGAUCAAAUAUGACUUUAUCAAAAUUGGAAGGGUUUUUGCGUAUUUUGACAACCGAUGACAAUCCCAUAGGUACGCUUACACCCUAUGGAUCUUUGAUGGCACACACUUGUUUGAGAUUCUUAAAAUCUUAUAUUAGAACGGAUAAUAAGGGUAAUUCUCAUGAUCCGGAUACUUUUAUCUACUCAAUUGAGGGGAAAAAAGGGAAAUCCAAGCUUAGUAAGCAAGGAAUAACAAAUGAAAACGAAACAACUACUGUUAGUUCUGAUUUCAGAAGAAUUGCCAUGUUCAAUUUUGAGCUCUACUCAAAACAGCUAAUGGAUACAAUACACUCACAAGACAAAUCAAUAGCUAUAAAUAAGCGAAAAUUCGAUGAUUUAACAUCUAACUAUACUAAAUCGGAAUCCGUUUCAAUUGACAGUAUGAGUGCUAUUAGUGAUUCAACUGACAAACGAGCAGUUUCAAGUCAGACACUUAAAAUCAUUAAACAAGGAUCGGCCUAUUUGCAGGACUUUAUCAGCAAAUAUCGCAUUGGGUUUGAACCACAUUUCCCCCGUAUAGUAUGUGGAAGCAUCGAUCGUUCAUUAGUGACUAAUCAAGCAUCGAUAACGGUCCCUAUUGACAAAUCAGGUAGAAGUGUACAUAUCGCAUUUGAGGCCUUAAGUGAUAGUUAUGGUAUGAGUGUCUGGCCUGAGCUUAAUCAGCUGCCAAAUAGCUUGCAAUUGGGCACUAAAAUUCAGAUUGCCUGGCAUAAGACGCCUGGCAAUAUGCGUUGGUAUAUUGGUACUAUUGUCCAGUCCACGGCAUCACAAUAUUCUGUACAGGUUUACCUAGGUAAAAAUGAGUACAAAACUCGGUAUUGUACGAUGAAGUAUUUUGUCCCCCCAAAUGUACCUGUGGUUAAACCAGAUAAUACUUGGUGGCGACUCGUACCACGGGAGAUAAAUUUAUCAACUGAUUUAUAUGUUGGUUCAUGCGUAUCUUUGUACGAUAUAAUUUCAAAUUUUGAGUCUAUUGAUUGUGUUAUUUGCAACGUUUACUAUAGUAAUGAUAAUUCCCCAAAUGGACCUAUUAAAGGACCCAAUGAGGAGAUAUACAAGAGUGAUAAGAGCUCAUCUGGGUUUAAAAUACAAUUAAAUUGCGCAUGCCAUGGACCCACCCGACGGAUUAGACAGGGCGUACUGACCACCGGAGUGGUUAGGGUACAUAUUUACUGUAUGUCUCACAAGAUUGACAAGAUUAUACCAAUUGACUCCAUUAGGGGAUACAAGUUAAACUACGAUUUGCAUGCUCAUUUUGAUGGUCAACCUGACUAUGGACCACUCAUGCAAUCCACAACUUGGACUUGGGUAAUACCGAGACUUGUGAUAGCCCCAGAUAACAAGUAUGAUGAUGAAAAGUAUUGGACAUCCAACCCGAAAUACUCUUUAUUGAUAUUUCCCUAUCAUCGUAAUAUGGAAUACAUCAUAUCUGCCACCAAACUAAUUGCAAUUUUACACCCAGAAUUAAAUGUAACAUCACUGUACAAUAAUGGAGAAUGGUUUGUUAGGCAGGAAGGUGAUAUUGCUAUUAAGGGUUAUGGUGGACUUAGACCUUCUGGUCUAUCUUUUUCUAAAAUUCCUUUGCUAGACCGCCUAUUUGGUUGUCAUCGCAUAAAGGUCUUCUACAAUGUACCCAUUGAUGUUAAUAAGAAGGUUGAAGAUUUUAAGAAUGAUUACACUAUUUCUAGAUGUGCAAAUUGUCGUGGUAUUUACUACACGGAUAUAUCACAUGCAAGUAAUGGCAAAACAUAUAUAUCUUCUGAUGUUGAAUACCGAAAGAAAAUUCAAAUCGCAGCCGCUAUUAGAUGGAAACGAGUGAGGGAAUCUUCAAACACAAUUUUGAAUUGCUAUAAUGAAAAUGAUGAGUUGGUAUACAGGACUAAAAAUUCCUUUAGUUUAUCUUGGGAACAAGAUGGGAGGAAUCUAGAAUUGGCCUAUAGGCGAGCCCAUGCUCCUGGUAUAUCUAAGUUUGAAUCCAAACGUUUAGAUUCAUUGAUGAAAUCAAAUAAACAGGUUUCCAAUGUUCCAGAAAAUAUGUGCACUGAAGGACUGUUGGAGAAAUUUAAUGAAUCGAUGAAAUUUAGUGAAUCUGUGAAAUCUACAGAUUCGAAAAAUGCCGCUAAACUGCUUGAAGUUGCUAUUUUGGGAGGCUGGAUGAACGAUAGUACCAAGACUGAGAGUAUUAAUACUAAUAAAGGGGAUAAUAUUUUCAGGUAUAUAAACAAGAGCAUUCAAGCCAAAGCAGCCCAGGAUGCCUUAGAUUUUCUUAAAAAUUGCUCUCCUCCUUGCCUUUCAAAACAAGUGGGUAAACACUAUACGCCAAUAAAUGGUAAACAAUCCAUGUUCAAACAAGGUGGUAUGUCAGAUUAUCAAGAUUCUAUUCCACACCUUGACAUCGGUAAUCCAAUGAUUUCAGAUUAUAAUAGCAAGAAGGUCAAGCUACAAUCAGUUAGUGGCGAUCAGAGAGGGCUUAAUAUUUACGAAAAUCCAUGCAUCGCUACAGUGCAUGAUCCUAGCGUUAAUUAUAAUUCCCUACGUAAUUUUUUGGCAAAGGCUGAAUGGGAUGAAGAAAUAGAAGAUGCGCCUAGUCACGGGGUGCUUGAUUUUACCAUUAAAUCUGAAGAGCCUGUCCAUAAUGAAGCUGGUGAAGAUUGUAUUUAUGCCGUGCCAAUCAACGACUCAGUCAACAUCAUAUGGUCCGAUACGGAAGAUGCGAAAUAA
Molecule: messenger RNA, 3285 nt
Organism: Babesia microti strain RI
Lineage: Eukaryota; Apicomplexa; Aconoidasida; Piroplasmida; Babesiidae
Exons: 1
Coding region: 1-3285 (1094 amino acids)
Source: RefSeq, a predicted model, not a curated record